This is a messenger RNA of Arachis ipaensis, 1328 nucleotides long. RefSeq names its product G-type lectin S-receptor-like serine/threonine-protein kinase At4g27290. Gene Ontology annotation, biological process: protein phosphorylation; recognition of pollen. Gene Ontology annotation, cellular component: plasma membrane. The record is from RefSeq and is a predicted model, not a curated record. Gene Ontology annotation, molecular function: ATP binding; protein serine/threonine kinase activity. Lineage: Eukaryota; Viridiplantae; Streptophyta; Magnoliopsida; Fabales; Fabaceae.
UUUUGCAUUUCUUUGCAUUCCUAGAAAAAUCAAAGAUAGAAGAAUAUAUGGAAGGGCAUGUAAAUGAUACGGAUCUACCAUUGUUUGAUCUACUAACAAUUACUACUGCCACACACAAGUUCUCGUUGAAUAACAAGAUUGGACAAGGUGGUUUUGGACCUGUUUAUAAGGGAAAAUUAGCAGAUGGUCUUGAAAUUGCUGUGAAGAGACUCUCACAUAGCUCUACACAAGGAAUGACCGAAUUCAUAACUGAAGUAAAGCUAAUUGCGAAACUUCAGCACCGUAAUCUAGUAAAACUUCUUGGUUGCUGCAUUCAAGGAGAAGAAAUUUUGUUAGUUUAUGAAUAUGUGGUUAAUGGUAGCCUGGACACCUUCAUCUUUGAUCAAACAAAAGGUAAGUUGUUGGAUUGGCCUCAACGCUUGGGCAUAAUAUUUGGAAUUACUAGGGGACUCUUAUAUCUUCAUCAGGAUUCAAGAUUGAGGAUUAUUCAUAGAGAUCUCAAAGCAAGUAACGUUUUACUCGAUGACAAAUUAAAUCCAAAAAUAUCAGAUUUUGGAACGGCCAGAACUUUUGGAGGAGAUCAAACUGAAGGAAACACAAAUAGAGUCGUUGGGACUUAUGGAUACAUGGCACCAGAGUAUGCUAUUGACGGUUUGUAUUCUAUAAAAUCCGAUGUCUUCAGCUUUGGCAUACUUAUGAUGGAAAUUAUAUGUGGGACUAAAAAUAGAGCUCUUUGCCAUGCAAAUCAAACUCUUAACCUCAUUGGCUAUGCUUGGAGGCUAUGGAAAGAGGAGAAGGCUUUAGAGUUGAUAGAUUCAAGCAUAAAGGAGUCAUGUGUAAUCUCAGAAGUAUUGCGAUGCAUCCAUUUGAGUCUGUUGUGUGUACAACAAUACCCUGAAGAUAGGCCUACAAUGGCUUCUGUGCUUCUCAUGUUAGCAAGUGAGAUGGAUUUAGUUGACCCUAAAGAGCCUGGCUUCUUUCCCAAGAGGGUUUCUAUCGAAGCGAAUUCGCAGCCACAUCAAUGUGAAGUAUCUACAAAUGAUGACUUAACCAUUACCUCAUUAGAUGGCCGGUGAAUUCAUUGACUUUGCUGAGCAACUUCUAUGAAGGCAUUUUUGUAAAUUUGCACUAGUGUUCUAGGCUUUAGUGACUGAAUAUGCAUAAAAAGUUAAUCAUAGAAUUUUCUUAAAAUGAAGAGAAAAUGCAUGAUGCAGAUGUCCAUCUUAUUCUGGCAUAUGUUGAAUUGAUGAUUAUUACAGCUACAUACAAGUUGCAAUAUGAAGGUUCUGCUAUGAUGCCGUCUCUGUUGGAAUAGCACUUGCUUUUAA